Gallus gallus (chicken) is the source of this 3560-nucleotide messenger RNA. RefSeq names its product cytohesin 4 (gene CYTH4). NCBI's taxonomy places the organism in Eukaryota, Metazoa, Chordata, Aves, Galliformes, Phasianidae. The coding region runs from base 1566 to 2531 and encodes 321 amino acids. Gene Ontology annotation, biological process: regulation of ARF protein signal transduction. The transcript is spliced from 14 exons. Gene Ontology annotation, molecular function: guanyl-nucleotide exchange factor activity. The record is from RefSeq and is a predicted model, not a curated record.
AGCUUCAAGUUGUUUCAGUUCUGUGAAACAUCUGAACAAGCUGAAGGCAAGGACAAACACUGCCCUUGUGGAAAACACAUUAGGCCUUUCAGGAUGGACUUCUGUCCUGCUGGGUCAUCUGACCUGAGUGAAGCUGAAGAGGCUGAAAUAGAGACAAUAAGGCAGCACAGAGAGGAGCUCUUGGAGGACAUUAAGCAGACUCAAACACUACUUCACUGACUCCUGAAGAGCCUGAAAAUGACAAACUGAAAAUCAGUUACUAAUAUCACAUCACAUCCACAUCAUGCACGGUGGUGGACAGCUUUUUCUCUUCUGCUUCCAUUACCACGAAAUGUACACUGUCAUUUUGCACUGAUUUUUCCACAACAUGAGGAGAUCCAGACUCCUGGGGAAUGACGGCAGUAUUUCUUCUCAUAAAGAAUUAAGCCAGAUUGUCUGUGACUUCUCACACUGGCAGACUUAGCAUCCCUGCUGCAAAAACAGAAAGGAGUCAUAUAUCUUCUUCGAGAGUCUGUGGAUGCACAUGCAUGUGGUUUGCUUGUGCAGUGCAUGUGGUUUGCUUUCGCACGGUUUUCAUCUUUUCAGUUUUCAGAAUGGGCAAUGGGCACUGCGGGAGGCAGGAUAUUUGCACACAAAUCCUACAUUUUUUUUUAACCUACUCUGGGCACAAAAAGAGAUACUGGACUACAUUGACCCUUAUUCUAAAACCCGGAGCCAUUAACUAAUAGGGCAUGCAUUGUCCAGUGGAGCAGAAUGAGUUCAGGUGAAAGUGCACCUAGAACUAGAAUUUUUUUUUCCAGGUGAAUUUCUUCAUUAACUAUUUAGCAAUACUCUUUAUCAAAAAGACUUGAGGGAUGGUGCUGUUUGGGAAAGAGAAAAGGAAAGAGGCUGAAUCUCAUCUUACCUGUUAUGGAGAGAAAAAAACACAUAAUCAUUUGAAAUUCAGGAGGUAUGAUCACAGCUUUGUGACAUUUGUGCAAUACCUGAAGCUUUUUAAGGAACACUUUCAGCUCUGCCAGACUGAUGAAACAAAAUGGAAUGAAAGUAAGAGCAAAACUUUAAACUUGUGGGAUAUUGGAGAACUUCACAGUUUCUGUACCAGGAUUCAUAUCAUAGCUGCAUCCUCACUCCCAGCUGAGGCUAGAUUAGUCACAUAACCCUCUUUCCUUCCCUAUUCCGGUUUGCUGAAGAAAUAAAUUGACAGAUUCCUGGAAGAGGCAUGCAAAGAAACACUCUUGCUUUGAGGGGAACCCAAACUGAGGAAGGAAAACAAGGAGAUGCACAGAUUUUGGUUUCCUUGAUAACACAGAACAUCCAGCCAAGAAGGCUACCAUUUCCGGUGGACCAAAAGGAAAUAAUUGGCUCUUAAAAUUCUUUUUGCCCUCCUCUCUUCUUUCUCCAUCUGAAGACAGAAGCUGAAAGAAGAGAUUGCACAAGUGUUUGCAGAGAUUGAGGGCUUCCAAAAUGCAGAGGAGAGGCAAGAGGCAGACCAGAACCCUGGUGAGAGGUCCAGCAAACUAUCACAGAGAGAUAAACUUCUGUCCGUGGGUCGAAAGAAAUUCAACAUGGAUCCUGAAAAGGGGAUCCAGUACCUGAUUGAGCAACAGCUAUUGUCCUCAGACCUGCAGGAGAUUGCCAAAUUCCUCCACAAGGGUGAAGGCUUGAACAAGACAGCCAUUGGAGAUUACCUGGGUGGGAGAGACUCCAAAAACAUUCAGAUUCUCCAAGCCUUUGUGGCAUGUCACCAGUUUGCCAACCUCAACCUGGUGCAAGCACUAAGACAGUUCCUAUGGAGCUUCCGGCUGCCUGGGGAAGCACAGAAGAUUGACCGCAUGAUGGAGGCCUUUGCCAACUGGUACUGCAAGUGUAACCCAGGAGUAUUCCAGUCCACAGAUACCUGUUAUAUACUCUCCUUCUCUAUUAUCAUGCUUAACACCAGCCUGCACAACCCUAAUGUGAAAGACAAACCCCCCUUUGAAAGGUUUGUGUCCAUCAACCGAGGCAUCAAUGAUGGAGCAGACCUGCCAGAAGAGCUCUUAAAGAAUCUGUUUGACAGCAUAAAGAACGAGCCAUUCUCUAUACCAGAAGAUGAUGGGAAUGAUCUCACACAUACUUUCUUCAACCCUAACCGUGAGGGCUGGCUCCUGAAACUAGGAGGACGUGUGAAAACCUGGAAACGUCGUUGGUUCAUUCUGACCGAUAACUGCCUGUACUACUUUGAAUAUACCACGGACAAAGAGCCUCUAGGCAUUAUCCCCCUGGAGAACCUAUCAGUCCGGAAGGUGGAUGACCCCAAAAAGCCAAACUGCUUUGAGCUCUUCAAUCCCAACUGCAAAGGGCAGAAGAUCAAAGCCUGCAAAACAGAUGGGGAUGGGAAGGUGGUUGAAGGCAAGCACCAGUCCUAUAAGAUCUCUGCAGCUACACCAGCAGAACGUGAUGAGUGGAUUGAGGCAAUAAGGACUAGCAUCACACAGAAUCCUUUCUAUGAUCUCGUCUCUGCCCGAAAGAAAAAGAUUGCCAACAAAAACUGAGCCCUGACCUGGUCACUGGCAGCAGGAAGAUGUAGUUGUUGGACAACGUCUCUCACAUGCUGGGCACUUUCAGGAAAGAAAUGUGGGAGGAUUGGCUCCCUCUGCCUCCCACUUGGCACGAGAUGACUGACAGGACAACUUACCAGAUUUGCUUCUUCUCCUUCCAACCCAAAGGCAGAGAAGCAAUCCACUGAAGACUGUCAGGGCUGUGGGCACAGCACUUCCCAUGUCAUAGCUCAGAGGCUAAACGUCAGCUGGCCUUUGGGUUCCUCCAUAUUGCUCCAGGCAUGAAGGGCAGGAUUUGAGGAGAGACAAGAAUGUCUCCAGAAUGUUUCCAGCCCACAGGCAAUCUCUACAGCCAUCAAGUGAAGCCUGGUUAUUUUCCUAUGUGGAUGGUCUCAGGACAGCAAAGCAUAGUCCAGUCAGUUGUGGAGCAGAUAAGCUCCAUUGUUUUUUCUUCCAUGAACAGAUGUGUUGUGGUUGUGUCAAGGUGCCACUGAUGUUUCAGGACUCCAGGAUGAAACCAGAGCACAAGAGAUGAUAAGAAUUCCUCUGUGCAGAUCUCUUCUUUGCAUCUUCCUAUAGCCAUGAGGGCUGUAAUUCUGGGAAGUCCCUGUUCUGCAGCUGAGUCAUGGGUUUUAGGAAGUAAUUGAUGUUAGAUAGGGAGAUAGGGAGUACACUGAGUGUAGAGAGACUGCUGAGAAAGGGAAGCAGCUCUGGGUCUCUGUCUCUGUGUUUUGCUAUUCUGGGACUGACCAGAGGUCUCCCUAGGGAAGAACCCCAAACACUAUCUCUCCUUCUGACCGAUGGCUGCCCAGCAAGCAUUGCUUCCUUCUAUCACCCAAGAGGCCCAGGAUGUGCAUCUGAAAGGUCUGCAGCCAGAAGGCAUGAAAAACCAGAGGUGCAUUUACAUAUACACACAAGCAUGGGCACACAGAGGCAUUCCCAUCUUCACAGACCGGUUUCACUUGGAACCUGCUGUUUUUGGCUCUUGUGUGAAGAAAUAAAAGUGUCUGAAACAAGCGGAAA